AUGUAUGGAGCAAAUGAUCAUGAGUUUGAUCAGUCCACAUUAAGAAUGCAGUUCGACGGCGGAUCAGCGGUAGAUCAUCGUGUGUACGAUGAAGAAGAAGACAGAGAAGAAGAUGCUGAUGAGGAGGAGGAGAUAGGACAAGAUGAUGCAUGGGCAGUGAUAAGCGCCUACUUCGAGGAGAAAGGUUUAGCCAGGCAGCAGUUAGACUCCUUCGACGAGUUCAUUCAAAACACCAUGCAGGAAAUCGUCGACGAGUCCUCCGUCAUCGAGAUCAGACCCGAGUCCCAGCACAAUCCUGGUUCCGGCCGCCAAUCCGAUUUCCUCGAGACAAUUUACAGAAUCACCUUCGGUCAAAUAUACCUAAGUAAACCGAUGAUGACGGAGUCUGAUGGAGAAACAGCAUCUUUAUUUCCAAAGGCUGCAAGAUUGAGGAACUUGACUUACUCAUCCCCACUAUACGUAGAUGUGAAGAAACAAGUUAUAAGGAAAGGACACGACUGUGAAGAAGUGACCGAAUCCCAGGAGUUUCAUAAAGUCUUUAUUGGCAAGGUUCCUAUAAUGUUGAGGAGCAGCUAUUGUAGUUUGUAUCAGACAUCAGAAAAGGAUUUAACUGAGCUUGGAGAAUGUCCAUAUGAUCAAGGUGGAUAUUUCAUUAUAAACGGAAGUGAAAAAGUUUUGAUUGCUCAGGAAAAGAUGAGUACCAAUCAUGUCUAUGUUUUCAAGAAGAGGCAACCAAACAAAUAUGCCUAUGUGGCUGAGGUCCGGUCCAUGGCCGAAUCCCAAAACCGACCACCUAGUGCAAUGUUUGUCAGGAUGCUUUCUAGAGUUAGUGGGAAAGGGGGAUCAUCAGGGCAAUAUAUCCGUGCAACCCUUCCAUACAUUAGAACUGAGAUUCCAAUUGUAAUUGUUUUCCGUGCUUUGGGAUUUGUAGCGGAUAAGGAUAUACUCGAACACAUUUGUUAUGAUUUCACUGAUACUCAAAUGAUGGAGCUUCUUCGACCAUCCUUGGAGGAGGCUUUUGUCAUCCAAAAUCAACAGGUUGCACUAGAUUACAUUGGAAAAAGAGGAUCCACUGUAGGUGUCACUAGAGAAAAGAGGAUUAGGUAUGCCAAGGAAAUCCUUCAAACAGAAACACUUCCACAUGUGGGUACUGGGGAGUUCUGCGAGACCAAGAAAGCCUAUUAUUUCGGGUAUAUUAUCCAUCGCCUUUUAGUUUGUGUCAUUGGCAGAAGGCAAGAAGAUGACAGGGAUCACUACGCUAACAAAAGGCUAGACCUUGCUGGUCCUUUACUGGGAGGCUUGUUUAGAAUGCUAUUCAGGAAUUUAACUAGGGACGUGAGAUCCUAUAUGCAGAAGAGUGUUGACAAUGGCAAGGAUGUUAACUUGCAAUUUGCCAUUAAAGCUAAAACAAUUACCAGUGGCCUCAAGUAUUCUCUUGCUACUGGAAACUGGGGUCAAGCUAAUUCAGCCGGUUCUAGAGCAGGAGUUUCACAGGUAUUGAACCGUCUAACAUAUGCUUCAACUCUCUCUCAUUUACGAAGGCUAAACUCCCCUAUAGGACGUGAAGGCAAACUAGCAAAGCCACGGCAGUUGCACAAUUCACUUUGGGGAAUGAUGUGUCCUGCUGAAACGCCGGAAGGACAAGCCUGUGGUCUGGUAAAGAACCUGGCUUUGAUGGUCUAUAUAACAGUUGGAUCAGCAGCCAAUCCUAUUUUAGAGUUUUUAGAGGAAUGGAGCACAGAGAAUUUUGAGGAAAUAUCUCCUGCAGUUAUUCCACAAGCCACAAAAAUCUUUGUGAAUGGCUGCUGGGUUGGCAUCCAUCGUAACCCAGCAUUAUUAGUUAAGACAUUGAGGCAGUUGAGGAGACAAGUGGACGUGAAUACUGAAGUUGGAGUCAUUAGAGAUAUUAGUGGUAAAGAACUCCGUCUUUAUACAGAUUUUGGCCGCUGCAGUAGACCAUUGUUUAUAGUAGAGAAUCAGAAGCUGCUAAUAAAAAAGAAGGAUAUCCUAGCUCUACAACAACGGGAAUCCCCUGAGGAAUUUGGUUGGCAUGAUCUUGUAGCAAAAGGGUUUAUGGAGUAUGUGGACACGGAGGAAGAGGAAACUACAAUGAUUUCCAUGACAAUAAAUGAUCUUGUAUCAGCUAGGCUCAGUCCAAGUGAAGCUUAUACCGAAUCAUAUACACACUGUGAGGUCCAUCCAUCCUUAAUAUUGGGUGUCUGUGCUUCUAUUAUCCCAUUUCCCGACCACAACCAGUCUCCACGUAAUACCUACCAAUCAGCAAUGGGAAAGCAAGCUAUGGGAAUAUAUGUCACCAAUUACCAAGUUCGAAUGGAUACGCUAGCCUAUGUUCUCUACUAUCCUCAAAAGCCUUUAGUUACCACUAGGGCAAUGGAGCAUUUGCAUUUCAGGCAGCUUCCAGCUGGAAUAAAUGCAAUUGUUGCCAUAGCCUGCUAUUCUGGAUACAACCAAGAAGAUUCUGUAAUCAUGAAUCAAUCCUCAAUAGACAGAGGAUUCUUCCGGUCUCUCUUCUUCCGUUCAUACAGGGAUGAGGAGAAAAAGAUGGGAACACUUGUAAAAGAGGAUUUUGGAUGUCCCAACAGAGACAACACAAUGGGAAUGCGGCACGGAUCAUAUGAUAAACUGGAUGAUGAUGGAUUUGCACCACCUGGCACAAGAGUUUCUGGGGAUGAUGUUAUCAUCGGAAAGACUACACCGCUGCCUCAGGAGGAAGCUCAGGGAUUGGCUGCCAAGUGCACCCGUCGUGACCAUAGCACUUCCUUACGUCACAGCGAAAGCGGAAUUGUUGAUCAGGUUCUGUUGACUACAAAUGCCGAUGGAUUACGAUUUGUAAAGGUAAGGAUGAGAUCCAUUAGAAUACCUCAAAUAGGCGACAAAUUCAGUAGCAGGCAUGGACAGAAAGGAACAAUAGGAAUGACGUACACACAGGAAGACAUGCCAUGGACAAUUGAAGGCAUCAAUCCAGAUAUCAUCGUGAACCCACACGCCAUUCCCUCUCGCAUGACCAUCGGACAGCUGAUCGAGUGCAUCAUGGGAAAAGUCGCGGCUCACGUGGGCAAAGAAGGAGACGCCACUCCUUUCACCGACGUGACGGUGGACAACAUCAGCAAAGCCCUUCACAAAUGCGGUUACCAAAUGCGAGGAUUCGAGACAAUGUACAACGGGCACACAGGGCGCAUACUGACCGCCAUGAUAUUCAUUGGUCCUACGUACUACCAGAGGCUGAAACACAUGGUAGACGACAAGAUCCAUUCUCGCGGUCGAGGUCCGGUCCAAAUCCUGACGAGGCAGCCCGCGGAGGGAAGGUCUCGUGACGGCGGACUAAGAUUUGGGGAGAUGGAGCGCGACUGCAUGAUAGCACAUGGAGCCGCACACUUCCUCAAGGAGAGAUUGUUCGAUCAGAGUGAUGCUUAUAGAGUCCACGUCUGCCAGCAAUGCGGGAUGAUCGCGAUUGCCAUUCUCAAGAAGAGUUCUUUCGAGUGUCGAGGGUGCAAGAACAAAACCGACAUUGUCCAGGUAUUCAUACCAUAUGCUUGCAAGCUUCUGAUUCAAGAGCUGAUGGCAAUGGCAAUAGUACCCAGAUUGUUGACUGACGGUACUAAACUACUCCUUCAAGGUCAAGGGAAGAAGAAAUAAUAGAGACACAACAUUACUCUAGAAUUGGAUUCCAU
Molecule: messenger RNA, 3692 nt
Organism: Impatiens glandulifera
Lineage: Eukaryota; Viridiplantae; Streptophyta; Magnoliopsida; Ericales; Balsaminaceae
Product: DNA-directed RNA polymerase II subunit RPB2-like
Exons: 23
Coding region: 1-3657 (1218 amino acids)
Biological process (GO): DNA-templated transcription
Cellular component (GO): RNA polymerase II, core complex
Molecular function (GO): ribonucleoside binding; DNA binding; DNA-directed RNA polymerase activity
Source: RefSeq, a predicted model, not a curated record